AGAUCACAGGUGAAAGUGAAGAAUGUGUGUGGAUCAAGAUCUCAUGAUGAAUUUGAAUUUAAUAUGGUAAUGAUCUUCUAGUUUUAACUUCUAAAUUUAUUUUAUUUUUGUUACCUCAUAUCACAUUUUUUUGUUUUGUUAACACUCUUUAAGUUGAAUAAUGAAAUCGAAAUCAUAGAUAGAUCCAAAAACUGGAAUUAAGAAGUCUGUUGAUGAAGUGUGGCGUGCUCAACAUAUGAAGAAGAAUGAAGAAGGAGAGAUGAUAUGGUGCGAUGAGGCAUCAAAAGCAAUUUACGAAAGAAUAAAAGAGAUAGUCAAUCAAGGAACUUCUUUGUCUAACAAAGAGAUAAUACUUAAAGCCAAGGGCAAGCCCUCGUCUCGACGUGUUAGGCGGGAGAAAAUUGUUGUGGUUGGGGAAGAAGUUAGAGCUGGGAUAAGAAAUGAGAUCUAUUCCGAGUUAAACCAACAGUUUGAGGCCCGGCUAGCAGAGCAGAACCAGAAAUGGGAACAAAGGUUUGCUGACCUGCAAAAGCAACAUGAUGAAGACAUGAUGCAACUGUUGCGUCCGAGAAAAGUAGGAUGAUUUAUAAAGAUCAACAACCUCUCAUUAGUGUUAGAUUUGUGAUUUUGAUUGAUUUCAAAUACUAUUUAGAAUUAUUAGUAGCCAAAUUUGAGUUUAAGACUUUUUCCCCUAUUAUCUAGUGAAUUUGAUUUUUUUUUAUUUUGGUGACCAUUCUUGUCACAAAAUAUGAUUUUUUUUUCAACGUACAUCAUCACAUAAUCGUAUAACUUGACACCAAUGACUAUAUUCGUAUUUUAAUUUCUUGUCACUAAAGAAGCUCGUUAGUCAUCAAACCAUUAAAUUUGUGACGAAACAUGUUCUCGCAAUUAAUAGAAGUGACGACACAUCUUCUCACUGAAUAGAGUGUUGUAGCAAUAUGUGUCCUAAAAUCUUGUCACAAAAUGCACUCAUGUAGGACAUACGGUAUCGUCAUUUUUGGGGUAUACUCGUGUCAUCAACUCUUGUCACAAAAGAAGGCUGAAAAGAUAAUUUUAUUGUCAAAAUAGAAAUACAUUCGUGAUAACUCAGUGAUGCAUCACCAUUGCUUUAUUAGUGACUAUCAAAGUUGUCACAAACGCUAACCUUUUGCGAUGAAAGGUUGGUCACCACUGAAUGGGAUUUGCGAAGUUCGUGCCGUCAAUUUAUCACUAAUGCUGCUUUGAGUGAUUACUAAAGUUGUCACCAAAUAUAUCCUUUUGCAACAAAAUAUUGGUCACAAUUGACAUCAUUUUGUGGUACGUAAGGUGUUUUCGUGAUAACAUAAAUUGUCACAAAUUGAUUCUUUUGUGAAAGUUAGAUAAUCACAAAAGUAUAUUGUGAGUGACGAUCGAAAUUUGUCACACAUGAGGGAUAUACGUGACAGUAAAUUACGUCACAAAUAGUUACUUUAAUGACAACCAACUCAACCCGUAAAUCUUACCUUGAAUUUCAAAAUGUGUAUUUGUGACAACAUUAUGGUCACAUUUGUAACUAUUCGUGACAAGUAGACAUGUCACAAGAGUAGUUUUCGGGACUAGACUGCCUCGUCACAAAAAGAAUUUUUAUUAACAAUAAGAUUGUCACGCAAGUUCUUAUUUUUGUUACGAACAAUGUUGUCACAACUGAGUUAGUUAUUCGUGACGGUUUAGACCCGUCACGUAUACAAAUAUUAAUGUUGCCAAAAGUUAAAAAAACCGUUGCCCAUUUUACAAAAAUGUGUUGCAAAAAUUGUGAAAUGUGUUGUCUAAAGUGGUGUUGCGUAAAAGGUAAGAAUACGCAACCCUUCAUAUUUGGGUUGCGAAAAAUGAAAAAACAGUUGCCUAUUCCUUUUGCAACCCCCACUAUAUGCAACCCUACCAAAAGUGUUGCGAUAGGUUUCCGCAACUCUUUUAAUACAUAACGCAACACAUUUGUGGGAGUUGCAAGAGGCCAUUAUGAAUUUAGAGACAUCCAACCCAUUGCCAUAUCUCUUAUUGCAUGGGAUCAAUAUCAGUUUAGUUUUACAAACAUUAAUAAGUAAAAGACACACCAAAACCUAAUAUCCACAUAAUAAGUUAACCACACAACACAAACACAAGAUCAUCCCCAUAGGAAGAGGUGGUCAAUUAUAAUCCGACCAUUGAUAACACACAUACUUUAUAUAGUUCAGACUGGUGUACUCGCAGAAUGCAUGAUAUUUUAAAUACUCCUAGCGAGAUAUACAUAUUUAGAACACGAAUUAAAGCGAGUUCUGUGACUCUAAUCCAACGAAGUUCAAUAAAAUACAUCUAACAAU
Molecule: messenger RNA, 2315 nt
Organism: Linum trigynum
Lineage: Eukaryota; Viridiplantae; Streptophyta; Magnoliopsida; Malpighiales; Linaceae
Source: the annotation of a GenBank genome assembly